AUGCUGGCGCAGCCGCAAUAUCCUAACGUCAAUAUAAACAUUUUGUACCAACCAUACGAACCCCUCGCCAACACGUGUCAAUUUACUCUCGGAACGUUUAUAAAUCUAGAAAGUGGCCAAUCGUUCAGCUUCUUCGUACUGUCAUUUUCAGACGCAGCUUAUAACGCGAAUCUGCCCGCAUCGCCGCCGUGUUUACUGCGAGGCCAAUCAGUCACCAAAAGAGAUGACUACACGUACACGUCGGGUAUCGGUGGCUACAAAGUUCACACGCGAGCGGUUCUAUGGAACGAAGCUCGAAUCACUUGCGAAGAGGAAGGCGGGCACUUGGCUAUCCUUAACUCCGCAGCCGAAGCAAAUGCGGUAACUCAGCUGUACAAGAAGUCGCCGGCAAUCAUUGGAUCACCUCUACCAGAAUUUGUUGGCAUUGGAUUUCACGACCUUUAUCGCGAAGGUCAAUACGUUACAAUUCACGGUCAGACGUUGGCGGAAGCUGGAUUCACACAAUGGCGGGCUCGAGAACCAAACAAUUCGUACAGAGGCAAGCCGGAAAAUUGCGGAGCCUUGGGCAAAACUGGGGGACUUAAUGAUAUUAGUUGCAAUAUUCCAAUUGGUUUUGUGUGCGAGCUGCCAACGUAUUGAUAACGAUCUGAACCGAAAGUGACUGAUCUUUAUUCA
Molecule: messenger RNA, 675 nt
Organism: Neodiprion fabricii
Lineage: Eukaryota; Metazoa; Arthropoda; Insecta; Hymenoptera; Diprionidae
Product: hemolymph lipopolysaccharide-binding protein-like
Exons: 3
Coding region: 1-639 (212 amino acids)
Molecular function (GO): signaling receptor activity
Source: RefSeq, a predicted model, not a curated record